AUGGACGAUUGUAUAAUAUUUUUGUGUUUAAGUGAAGUCUCAAGAGACCAAGAUUUGAAAAUUAAUAAAACUUUAUUUAUUUCUUUUCAGAAGAUAAUUUAUAUUCUACUUUUGGUGGCGACGGUCGAAAUACAAUCUAAAGAAUUAGAUCCAGGACCGCAACCAAUCGCAGAAGGAAACUCUCCACAAUCUCCUAUUCACAAACGGUAUGCAACGAAAGAAGUCAUUUUAUAUUUGACACCGAGUCAGAUUAGAGCUUUGCAAACUGGUGAGGGCACCAUUAGUUCUUCAGUUUUGGAUGAAUCCAUAAGGGAACAGGAAUUACAAAAGCAGCAAACAUUGAAACAAAAUGAAGACUUAGUUCGUGAGCAAUUUGAAAACAUAAAAUCUGCUAGAGUAGUUAUACCUGUUUAUGAACAACAAGAAGAGAAUAUCAAAACAGUCUCCGAAAAUCCUAGUAUAAAAGAAGAGGAACCACAGAUUGAUAGUGAAAAGGUAAUUAAUAGUUUACAAGAAUUAAGUCAAUUAAAACAGUAUAGUCCUGAAAUUCAAAGAGAGGCAUGGAUCGCUUAUAACAAAGCAUCAAUUAAAAAACAGAAAGAAAGUUUUAAUGAACAAUUUAAACAGAAAUGGGACAAAAUAUUGGAACUUAAUCGUAGGCAGUUGAAAGUGUUGUCAGAACAAUCAUCGCAAACUAAGAACACCGAAGAAAUAGUAUCAUUAGAAAAACCUAUUUUACAAUUGCAAUAUCCUACUAAAUAUAAUGAUCAGAAAAACGCCAUAGAAAUUGAAAAAUUGAUAAGACAAGAGCAUCAAGAAGAAUUAGAUAGACAAAGCGCAUUAGUGCAAGCUGAAAGCAUUGCAAAAGCUCCUCCAAAGUUAAUUCAACAACAUGUUACUAUUACAAAACAUGUGCCUGUUUACAAACAUGUCAAAGUGCCUGUACCGACACCAGUCUUAGUUCCAAUACCCGAACCAUACAGAGUGAAUGUUCCACACCCAUAUCCAGUUCCUGUGGAGAUUUUUAAACAAAAUCCUGAACCCGUAGGAGCAAGAAAUAAUAAAGAUGAAAAACUAUCUCAUGUUUCUUUAUCGGAGCAAUCUAAAGAAGACAGAUCAUUUAUUGUACAAAAGUAUGUACCAUUUACGUACGAGACUGAAAAUGAAGCACCUGUAGGAAUACCUACACAUAGAACAAAAAAAGUAUCUAUUCUGCGACCCAUUUGGAAACACUAA
Molecule: messenger RNA, 1236 nt
Organism: Bicyclus anynana (squinting bush brown)
Lineage: Eukaryota; Metazoa; Arthropoda; Insecta; Lepidoptera; Nymphalidae
Exons: 2
Coding region: 1-1236 (411 amino acids)
Source: RefSeq, a predicted model, not a curated record